AUAAUGGAAGCUGAGCCCCAGAGGGAACCAAGAAAUUCAUCCGUAGUGAGCUCUGACCGGAUAUCAACGGUGUCUGAGAUUCCAACGAGCCAGGUCGAAGACCAACUUCUUGUCGACAGCAAGCCCAUCAAUUCGAAAAAAUCCACAGAACCGAGAUUCUUCAUAGCAAACGAUGCCACGGAGCCUCUUACGGGUUACGCCUUCUUCUUCCUGCGUACCUCACUCGACGCGGUAACUCCAGAAAACAUCGCACAGGUGGUUGCCUUUCAGUUCCACAACCCACAGAUUGGCACUUUUUUGGACACCGCCUACGUCCUCCUGCGUGACCUCUACAUCCCCGCCAUCGAAAGUAACCAGAACUGGGGCUGUCUGGACGAGGAGCCAGAGGAGAAGGAAAAACUGGUCGGAGAGUUUUUGGAUUCCGCUCGUGGAUAUCUGCGCUUAUUGGACCAAAUUAGACAGGGACCGGGUGUGGAGUUUCAGCCGUUGGAAUCGGUGGAAGUCCGAGAACUUGUCUCCCAUCUGGACGAAGACAUCGACGUGAAGACAAUCAAGAAAGGUACUAUCGAGAAAUUGGAGCGUACCCUCACCGCAUGGAGCAAACAAGUAGAACUGGCAAUCAACAAGGUUAACCUCAUCAUCAAGGAAUCGGCCGAUGCUGGUCCUGCAGAUGAGCUGGACUACUGGCGCGCUCGCUGGAACACCCUGAAUAGCCUCUUCGAGCGCAUGUCCAGCAAGGAGGUGUUGGUGGUGCUGCGGGUUCUCGCAGCGGUAAAAUCAGCCACAAUCAAUCGCUGGAGUGAACUGAAUGAUCAAAUAUCGGAAUACACGAUCGAGGCUAAGAGCAACGUCGAGUUAUUGACUAAUCUGGAAAAUCAUUUUGGAUCAAUAUAUCAGUUACCGCUGAUGAGGCUAAAGGAACAGGUACCAGCCCUAAUCCACUCUAUCAAAGUGAUUUAUGAAGUCUCCCAGUUCUACAACACAACGCAAAGAAUAACCUCGUUGUUUGUAAAGGUGACGAAUCAGAUUGUUAGUGCGUGUCGUCGCUCAAUCUACGCCGGCGUGGACAAAAUCUGGGAGCUUCCAAGUGAUGAUGUUUAUGAAAGGAUCGAGGCUUGCAUGGACUUGUACCAUUUCUAUCGUGAGAAUUUUCGUUCAGCGAGGGAUAAGCUAGCUGAAUAUCCCGAUGGAAGACAGCUUAAUUGCAGUGAGAACAAAAUAUUCGGUAAAUGCGCCACCUUUUGUCGACGGCUAGCGGAAAUUCGUGAUCUCCUGGCGGUUGUGGAGAAUUUGAAGCCCCUUUUGAGUUUGAGGGCGGAGGACACCGCGCCGGCGAUCUCUGCGUACCAGGGCAUGCUCGAUUUCAUUCACGAGUGGACUGGAGACCCAACAGAUCCACGGAACAAACAAUUUACAGCUGACCUGGAGACCUUCCAGAAUCAAAGGAAAGCCCUCAUCUCUCAAAUAAACACCCUAAUGUCUAAAUGGACCUCGAGGUCCCUUCCGGCAGUUCAUUUGCUUCAAUUCCUAGCCCUAUUCGAGAGGCUACACGAUCCAGGCCUGGAGUUCAGGGCACGCUACGAGGAUAUCCUGAAGGUGUAUGGAGAUGAGUUGGUGCGGAUCGGGGACAUUUAUGAAUCCGAAAAGAAGAAUCCACCUCUGGAACGAAACGCGACUCCCACGGCUGGCAGAAUCCGGUGGGCCCGAUUCUUACUUCAGAGAAUUCGCCAACCCAUCGAUGCUAUUCACGAAAGAUGUCCUGAGGUUCUUAAGACAGCGGAAGGACAGAAACAAGUGAAGAGGUUCAACCAGUUGGCCACAGUUUUGGUAAAGUAUGAGGCGGCUGUGUAUCGAAAGUGGUGCAAAAAUGUGGAGGAUUGGUCAGCUGGUCUGCUGGAGACGCCACUGCUCACGCGAGCUCCUGAGACUGGCCAGUUUUCACUGAACCUCGUCAUGGCAUCGCUGACCAUCAUCAAGGAGGCCCAGUCCAUCCUCAAGGUCGGUCUCAGCGUGCCCAAGGUGGCUACGGAUCUGCUCAUUCAAGAAAAGCAGCUGAAAGCCCACACGGAUCGCCUGAAAGAACAGCUACAGCGCUUUGACGUACUGCAGCAUUCCAUAGCGCAACAGCUCUUGCCAAUAUUCCAACCGUUUUUGCAAGCAGUGGCAGAGGCUUUCUCUCCUGGCUUAGCCAAUUUUACGUGGAAUUCGCUGCAGUUCGAUGACUUUAUCAAGAAGGUGACCUCCGCUCUGGAUAAUUUUGAGUUUAUUGUUAAGAGCACCAAUGAUAUACUCGAAUAUCGAAUUGAAUUAUUGCUGGAAGAAGUUUCUACAAUGCCUCUUUUUGAACUGCAAACCUCCAGCGCCAUUUCUAUUGACCAGUUCACUAAAACACUCGAGGCUUCAUUGUCGUCAACCACUUCCGAGUUAAAUAAGAAAAGCCAACUUGUCGAGACGGCUGUAAAUGAUCUUGUCGAGGUUUUACUGAAAAACCUGAACGACGAAUUCAAGGCAGUUGUGUCGAAAGGCUCACUCUUUGCUUGCUCCAAACCCACCCGAAAGGGUCAGCGGUGCACGAACUGCCUCAAUUGCCUUUUCUUUGACUUACUUAACCGAUUCAGCCUUCGCAAUAUUGAAGCUGUGAUUGCAGGUUUAGUGGGAGUUCUAGGCGAGCUUCGAUCCCGCCUUCAGGUGGAUGUCGCCAUGACGAAGUCGCUGGAACCUGGGCCGACGGCAGCAGAAGCGGAGGCCUUUUUCGUCUUGGAUUUGGCCCUAGAGAUCCCCAACAUCGUUUGCAAGCCCUCCUUGAACGAAUUGCAAACAGGCUUCAACAGAGCCAUUAAUCUGAUCCUUCGGGCGUCCGAUGGCAUCAAGCCCUGGCAGCACGUCAAGGAAUGUCAGGCAGCAUUUAAGAAAACUCAAAGCGUCCAUACUAGCGAGCGCCUGAAUGAUGGCCAGGACCUUUCUGCGAACGCCUUCCAGUCGUUUCCAGCUAACCUGCUACAGCCUCUUCGAAGAGUCGUGAUGGACAACAAGAAUGUCGUGAAACUUGUGGCCGACUUGAACUCCUCAAUCACGUAUUUCUCCGAGGACGUCUCCCGACUGCUCAAUCAACUUACUUCCAAAUUUUCCGAACUAUGGAAGUUCGUGGAUCCAAAAAGUGCAGCAAAUGAAUUCAUCAGUUCCAAGCCUUCUAUAUCUGAAAUCAGCGAAGAAAUGCAGCGUUACAAGACCUUCGAGGAUGCGGCUAAUGACCUUCCCCCAGCCUACCACAUGGGUUCACUCACAUUCAACACUCAGCGACUAAAAGAAGGUCUCGUAUCUGAAUGUCGCGCUUGGCGUUAUGCCAUCGGCUGUGCACUGAACACACAGUGCGCCGUCGAGAUGACCUCGGCUCUCGAGAUAAUGGAGAGUCUCCUGAAACGUCUCCAGUGUCAAAUAAAGGACCUAGACGACGUCCGCGCCCAGAUGGCAGCGCUGGACGAAUUCAGGCAAUCCGAGAGCUCCCUAGACGUGUUCACAAUCGAUCCGCUAAUCAAGGCUUAUGCGUUGUUGGCGCGAUAUGAUAUCCACUUCAAUGAUGGAAACGCUGAAAAGGUGGAUAGUCUAGCCUACACUCUGCACAAGUUGAGGGCACAGGCUGCGGUAGCGAGCAGUCACCUGAUUUCUAUCCAACCUGUUUUCAGAGCUGAGUUGGAUGCUGGCGUGGAGACUUUUGAGCGAGAAAACGAACAGUUCACUGUGGAGUACAAGACGAGAGGACCCAUGGAACAGAAUAUAGAUCCACGUGAGGCCUCCGACCGCUUGGCACUGUUUCAGGCACGCUUCGACGACCUCUGGGCUAGCUAUGAGACCUACUCGGAUGGGGAACGCCUGUUUGGUCUGCCUGUUCGCGAGUACCCCGAGUUGCAUGCCAUACGCAAGGAACUGGCUCUUCUACAGAAGCUCUACCAACUUUACAACGCCGUCCUGGACACAGUUGGAGGAUAUUACAGCAUUCCAUGGACGGAAAUCGAUAUUGAAUUGAUCAAUCAACAAUUGCUUGACUUCCAGAUAAGGUGCAGAAAAUUGCCGAAAGCAUUGAAAGAAUGGCCAGCCUAUGCCGCAUUGCAGAAAACCAUCGACGACUUCAACGAGACCUGUCCACUUCUCGAGAUGAUGGCGAAUAAGGCGAUGUUGCCACGUCACUGGAAGAGAAUUGAGGGUGUCAUUGGUAGCCAGAUUGACGUCUACGCCGACGGCUUCCUGUUACGCAAUCUGAUGGAGUUGCCUCUAUUAAAAUGCAAAGAAGACAUUGAGGACAUCUGCACGUCAGCUGUGAAAGAGCGUGAUAUCGAGGCGAAGCUGAAGUUGAUAGUCAAUGAGUGGACCGCUCAAGACUUUCAGUUUUCCGCGUUCAAAAAUCGUGGAGACCUUCUUUUUAAGGGCGAUGUCGCCAUCGAAGCGAUAGCCCUGCUGGAGGACUCGUUGAUGGUGUUGGGCUCACUCCUUUCCAACCGCUACAACACAGCCUUCAAGCCGAGGAUCCAGGAGUGGGUGAAGAAGCUGAACAGCACCAAUGAAAUCAUCGAAAAUCUCUUCCAAGUGCAGAACCUGUGGGUUUACCUUGAGGCCGUUUUCGUCGGUGGCGACAUCGCCAAGCAGUUGCCGCAGGAGGCGAAACGCUUCGCGAGCAUCGACAAGGCCUGGCAGCGGAUUAUCCAGAGAGCCCACGAGACGCCCAAUAUCGUCACCUGUUGUACCUCGGACGACACGCUGGCCCAACUGUUGCCGCAUUUGCUGGAGCAACUGGAACUUUGCCAGAAGUCGCUUACGGGAUAUCUGGAGAAGAAGCGCCUCGUCUUUCCCCGCUUCUUCUUCGUUUCGGACCCGGCGCUCUUGGAAAUUCUCGGCCAGGCGUCCGACUCCCACACAAUCCAGGCUCACCUCCUCUCCGUGUUCGACAGUAUCAAGUCGGUGACAUUUGACGAAAAAACCUACGAUCGGAUUUUGGCUGUUAAUUCGGCCCAAGAGGAAUCCAUCGAAUUAGAACUACCCGUGAUGGCCCAGGGCCACGUGGAAGUCUGGCUGGGCAACCUGCUGAAGGCGUCACAGGACUCCCUGAAACAAGUCAUUUACGAGGCCUACUGUGCACUGAUUGACGAGGAGACGUUCGAUUUGCUCAAAUUCGAGGAAACCUUCAUCGCUCAAGUCGGUCUCCUCGGUAUCCAGCUGCUGUGGACACGAGACGCCGAAGAGGCCCUUAGCAACGCCCGCGUCGACAAGACAGCAAUGCGUGAGGCCAAUCAGCGCUUCCUGAAGAUCCUGAAUCAGCUGAUUGGAGUCACCACUCGCGAGCUGACCUCCAUUGAAAGGACCAAGUACGAGACCCUCAUCACCAUCCACGUUCAUCAGAAGGACAUAUUUGACGGACUUGUGAAGGCAAGAAUCAAGUCACCAAUGGACUUUGAAUGGCUCAAGCAGUCGCGGUAUUACUACAACGAGGAGAGGGAAGAGUAUGUGGUGAGGAUAACCGACAUCAACUUUGUGUAUCAGAACGAAUUUCUCGGCUGCACUGACCGACUGGUAAUCACCCCCCUCACAGACAGGUGCUACAUAACACUGGCACAGGCUCUUGGAAUGUCUAUGGGCGGCGCGCCAGCAGGUCCCGCUGGCACUGGAAAGACAGAGACGGUGAAGGACAUGGGUCGUUGUCUGGGCAAGUACGUGGUGGUUUUCAAUUGCUCCGACCAGAUGGACUACCGCGGACUGGGUCGCAUCUACAAAGGCCUGGCACAGUCUGGCGCGUGGGGCUGUUUUGACGAGUUCAAUCGCAUCGACUUACCCGUCCUCUCAGUCGCCGCCCAACAGAUCGCCAUCGUGCUCGCGUGCAAGAAGGAGCGGAAGAGUCAGUUCACAUUCACCGAUGGCGACGUCGUCGACAUGAAUCCCGAGUUCGGCAUCUUCCUCACUAUGAACCCCGGCUACGCGGGUCGUCAAGAGUUGCCAGAAAAUUUGAAAAUCAACUUUCGGACUGUCUCGAUGAUGGUGCCUGACAGGCAGAUCAUCAUCCGCGUCAAGUUGGCCGCUUGUGGCUUCCUCAAGAACGUGGAGCUUGCAGCAAAAUUCUACACGCUUUACAAGCUGUGCGAGGAGCAACUUUCUAAACAGGUUCACUAUGAUUUCGGCCUGAGAAACAUCCUCUCGGUGCUCCGGACUCUGGGCGCUUUCAAGCGAGCUCACACGGACCAACCAGAGGAGACUUGUGUGAUGCGAGUGCUGCGCGACAUGAACGUGAGCAAGCUGGUUGACGAGGAUGAGCCGCUCUUCAUGUCCCUCAUCGAUGACCUCUUCCCUGGAAUGCGUCUCGACAAACAGGGCUACCCCAGCAUGGAAGCAGCCAUCAAGAAACAGGUUGAGGAGCAGAAACUCAUCUUCCACCCUCCGUGGGUGCUGAAACUGAUCCAGAUGUACGAAACGCAGCGCGUGCGUCAUGGCUUCAUGGCUCUAGGACCAUCCGGCUCAGGAAAGACCUGCUGUAUCAGCAGCCUCCUGGCAGCCAUGACUGCGGAAUCCGGCGAGCCAUAUCGCGAGGUGCGCAUGAACCCCAAAGCCAUCACCGCUCCCCAGAUGUUCGGUCGUCUAGACGUCGCCACAAAUGACUGGACCGACGGCAUCUUCUCCACCCUGUGGCGCCGAACGACGCGAAUGAAGGCGACCGAGCACUGCUGGAUUGUGCUGGACGGGCCUGUGGACGCAAUAUGGAUUGAAAAUCUUAACUCAGUCCUCGAUGACAAUAAGACUCUCACGCUGGCCAAUGGGGAUCGCAUCCCAAUGGCACCGAAUGCAAAAAUUGUCUUCGAAGUUCAUAAUAUCGACAAUGCAUCCCCAGCCACAGUGUCUAGGAAUGGCAUGGUCUAUAUGUCGAGCUCCAUUCUUGACUGGAAACCCAUUAUUCAAGCAUGGCUGCUCCGAAAAUCGGUAAAGACUAAAGAGAUGGUAAUGAGUGUGCUGCAGAAGUUCUUCGACAGUGCCUACCAUUAUAUAAUUGAAAAUUUGAGCGCGAAAAUUGAGCUUCUUGAAUGCAAUUACAUUAAGCAGCUUAUUGAUCUGCUGGAAGGGGAAUUGGAAGGUCGAGAUGAGAAAGAUCUUCCUGAAGACUUCUUCACGAAACUGGUCAUCUUCGCGGCGAUGUGGUCGCUUGGAGCUGCGCUGGAAUUGGACGAUCGAAGAAGACUCGAGACCCACCUCAGGACGAAUCACUCGGAUCUCCCCUUACCGAAAAUCAAGAAGACUGAAGACGGGGAUACAAUGUUUGAAUUUUUUGUCGAUAUCGACGGCGAAUGGAAGCACUGGAGCACUCGGGUCGCUGACUACUCCUACCCACACGAUCGCACCCCCGACUUCACAAAACUUCUCAUCCCCAACGUAGACAACACACGCACCGAGUCCUUGAUACACACCAUUGCGAAGCAGUCAAAGCCUGUUCUACUUAUUGGUGUUCAGGGAAGCGCAAAAACCGUGAUGGUGAAGGGCUACUGCAGUAGAAACAACCCGGAAACCCACAUGGUCAAGUCGGUCAAUUUCUCGUACGCGACGACACCCAACAUGUUCCAGCGCACCGUGGAGAGUUUUGUGGAGAAACGCGUGGGCUCAACUUACGGACCGCCGGCGGGCAAAAGGCUCACAAUCUUCAUCGACGACAUCAACAUGCCCGUGAUCAACGAGUGGGGCGAUCAGGUAACCAACGAAAUCACCCGACAGAUGAUGGAGAUGAACGGAUUCUAUAACCUCGACAAGCCUGGAGAUUUUACCAACAUUACUGAUAUCCAGGUGAUCUCAGCCAUGAUCCAUCCCGGGGGAGGUCGCAAUGACAUCCCUCAACGACUCAAACGCCAGUUCUCCAUCUUCAACUGCACCUUACCCAGUAACGCCUCAAUGGACCGCAUAUUCAGCUGCCUCGCUGAGGGAUACUUUUGCGAAGAACGAGGUUUUUCACCUGAAGUUCGUGAAUUUGCUAUCAAAUUGGUAUCGACAACACGUAUCCUAUGGCAACGUGUCAAAGUUAAGAUGCUGCCGACACCAGCCAAGUUCCACUAUGUCUUCGAUUUGCGUGACAUCAGCCGAAUCUGGCAGGGAAUGCUUCGUGCAGAGGCAGAGGUUAUCGGUUCCCCCAAACAGCUUCUUGCCCUGUGGUGGCACGAGACAACCAGAGUAAUCGCAGACCGAUUUAUCGAUUUCGAUGAGAAGAAGUGGUUUGCGAAUACACUUAAACAAACAGGUGAAGAGGUUGCAGGUUCUGAGUUAGCCUCGGAACUCCACUCCACCGAACCCUUCUUCGUUGACUUUUUGCGUGACCCGCCAGAGGCAACGGGUGAUGAGCCGGAUGACUUCAUCUUUGACACCCCAAGGAUCUAUGAGCCUGUGAAUGGACUUGAGGCCCUAGCAAGUCGACUCAAGCACUUCCAGACAUUGUACAAUGAGACGAUACGCGGUACCAAGCUCGACCUCGUGUUCUUUACCGACGCGAUGAUCCAUCUGGUGAAAAUAAGUCGGAUUCUUCGUCUGCCUCGAGGCCACGCACUGCUAGUUGGUGUUGGCGGAUCCGGGAAACAGUCACUGACUAGGCUAGCUUCUUUCAUUAUGGAUUACAAGGCAUUCCAGAUAACACUAACAAGAACCUACCAUGUAUCGAAUUUGAUGGAUGACUUGAAGAUACUCUAUCGUACUGCCGGCCAUGAGGAUAAGGGGAUUACCUUCAUCUUUACUGAGAACGAGGUGAAAGAAGAGGCUUUUCUUGAACCUCUGAACAAUAUACUCGCCUCCGGCGAGGUAGCCGGCCUGUUUGCACGCGAUGAAAUGGAUGAAAUGCUCGCUGACCUCGUGCAACCAAUGAAACGCGAGUGUCCGCGCACACCUCCGACCAAUGAAAACUUACUCGACUACUACAUGGGCCGCGUGACUCGCAAUCUCCACGUUUGCCUCUGUUUCUCGCCCAUUGGUCAGAAGUUCCGCACACGAAGUCUGCGCUUUACUGGAUUAAUAUCGGGGUGUACCAUGGACUGGUUCCAGCCUUGGCCUCGAGAGGCUCUUGUUGCGGUGUCUGAACACUUCCUAGAGGGAUUCGCUAUUGCCGGCAGCUCUGAUGAACCGGUCAUCAAGCAAGCCCUAGUAGAGAUAAUGGGGACAUUCCACGAACGCGUUUCAACUGCCUGCAAUGACUACUUCCAACGAAUGCGUCGGCAAACCUACGUCACUCCCAAAUCCUACCUCUCCUUCAUCUCAAGCUACAAGCAGACGUACUCUACGAAGCAAAGCGAAAUUGCAGCUCUCGCCGGUCGAAUGUCCACUGGUUUAGAAAGACUGAAUGAGGCAACCUUGGCGGUGAAUGAGCUGUCGGCUGGGUUGGUUGUUAUGGAGAAGGAACUUGCACUGGCCAAUCAAAGAUCAGAGGAGGUGCUAUCGCGUGUUAAGCAGCAGGCGAGUGCGGCAGAGAAAGUGAAGGAGCAGGUGCAAGCUGUAAAGGACCGCGCCGAGAGCCUGGUGGAGGCCAUUGGAAAGGACAAGAAGGUUGCCGAACAGCGCCUGGAGGCCGCUAGACCGGCUUUGGAGGAAGCAGAGGCCGCACUGAAGACCAUAAAGCCAGCGCACAUCGCUACGGUCAGAAAACUAGGCAGACCACCACACCUCAUCAUGCGCAUCAUGGACUGCGUGUUGAUCCUCUUCCGCAAACCACUCGAUCAGGUCACGCCUGAUCCAGAAAAGCCCUGCCCGAAGCCUUCAUGGACUGAAGCCCUCAAGUUAAUGGGGAAUACCAGUUUCCUCUCAAAUUUACUCAACUUUCCCAAGGACACUAUCACUGACGAAACCGUUGAACUGAUGGAACCAUACUUCCAGAUGGAGGACUUUAACCUCGAUCAGGCCAAACGCGUGUGCGGUGACGUGGCUGGUCUCUGCUCCUGGACCACAGCUAUGGCGGCAUUCUUCGCUGUCAACAAGGAGGUUCUACCAUUGAAAAACAACCUUGUGAUUCAAGAAACCCGACUGGCUCAAGCAAUGUCCGAACUGAACAGUGCUCAGGCACAGCUGGACGAGAAGCAGGCCGAGUUAGAUCGUGUUCAGGCCGAAUACGACAAAGCGAUGGAUGAAAAACGACGUCUUGUGGAUGACGCUGACGCCUGCAGACGGAAAAUGGCAAACGCUACGGCCCUCAUUGAGGGGCUCUCUGGUGAGAAGGCGCGUUGGACGGAGGCCGAGGCCCAAUUCCACACACAAAUCGAACACUUGGUUGGCGAUGUCCUUCUGGCUACAGCCUUCCUUUCCUAUGCCGGUCCCUUCAACCAAGAAUUCCGCAACUUGCUUAAUCAGGGUUGGCACAAUGAGUUAUCGCGAACGAGUAUACCAAGAUCACCGGGCUUGAAUAUAGUGAAUAUGCUUGUUGACAACGCAAUUCUUGGUGUAUGGAGCCUCCAAGGCCUGCCUGGUGAUGACUUAUCGAUUCAAAACGGACUGAUCGUGACAAAGGCCACUCGGUUCCCUCUACUUAUCGAUCCACAAGGUCAAGGCAAGGCGUGGAUCACUAAAAAAGAGUCUGGAUCAGACCUCAUGGUCAGUGCACUGAACCACAAAUACUUCCGCAGCCACCUCGAAGACGCUCUCUCUCAAGGCCGUCCUCUGCUCAUAGCCGAUGUCGGGGAGGAGCUGGACCCGGCUCUGGACAACGUCCUUGAGCGCAACUUCAUCCGUGUGGGCAGCCUGUACAAGGUGCAGGUGGGUGAUAAGGAAGUGGACGUCGCCGCAGACACCUUCAGGCUCUACUUGACAACGAAACUGGCCAACCCUGUCUACUCUCCAGAAGUGUAUGCGCGCACAUCCAUCAUCGAUUUUACCGUCACCAUGAGGGGCCUCGAAGACCAGCUUCUGGGGAUCGUUAUCAUGACGGAAAAGAAGGAACUCGAGGCAGAACGAACAAGUCUCCUGGAAGAGGUGACAACGAACAAACAGAAGGUCAAAGAUCUCGAAGAUAACCUGCUUCUUCGACUAACAACAACUGAAGGUAGUCUAGUUGAAGAUGAGUCAUUAAUCAAGGCUCUUCGUGUUACCAAGGCAACAGCUGAGGAGGUGCGCACAAAGUUAUCGAUCGCCGCUGAAACUGAGAUAAAAAUCAACACCGCCCGUGAGGAGUACCGGCCAGUGGCCACCUGCGGCUCAGUGCUUUAUUUCCUCAUCGUGGAGAUGUCGAUGGUGAAUGUCAUGUACCAGACCUCACUGCGCCAAUUCCUAGCUCGGUUCGAUCUUUCAAUGUUGAAAUCACCACGUUCUCCUGCUACACAGAAGAGAAUAAAGAAUAUAACCGACUAUCUCAUGCUCGACGUCUUCCGUUAUAUCGCUCGUGGGCUUUACGAGAAGGACAAAUUCACAUUCACCCUGUUGCUAGCACUAAAAUUAGCUCUCCAGCAAAAGAAGAUCACUUCAGAGGAGUUCCAAAUAUUCAUAAAAGGAGGGGCAGCUUUGGACUUGAAUGCAGUCGAACCGAAGCCUCGACAGUGGAUCCAGGACAUGACCUGGCUCAACCUUGUCGAGCUUAGCCGUCUUCCCAACUUCACAAAUAUUCUCAAAGACAUUCCGCGCAAGGAAAAGGUAAUCCAAAGAAGCCAUUUUAAAAAUUACGAAAAAUCAAAUCACUUGGGGACGUCGUCAAAACCCCUUGGUAUCCUCGACCACUACCAAGUGCUAUGUAGUUUCUCCCACCCACGUGAAGUGCAGCGCGACAAAUUGAAUUUCUACGAGCACUUACUAUGCACGAUAUCCAUAUUUUCUUCCAAGUCAUGGAAACGGUGGUUCGAUAGCGAUGCACCUGAGGAAGCUCCACUUCCCGGCGGUUACGAAGCUGCGAUUGAAGGCCAAACUUUUCAGCGCCUAUUGCUUAUUCGCUGCUGGUGUCUGGACCGAUGUCUUCCAAUGGCUCGACGAUUCGUGCGUGAGCUCCUGGGCGACCAAUUCGUGGAUCCCAUCAUCACCGACCUCGAGGUGAUGGUGCAGGAAGACUCCGACGUUCGGACGCCUCUCGUGUGCUUCCUCUCCAUGGGCUCCGAUCCGACAGAGAACAUCGAAAGACUGGCCAAGCGCCUUGGACUGACGUGUGGUGCAAUUUCCAUGGGUCAAGGCCAGGAGGUCCACGCCAGGCGUUUGAUAACAAACAGCAUGACUGAAGGAAAAUGGGUCCUGCUUCAGAACUGCCACCUUGGGCUAAACUUCAUGGACGAGCUCUUUGAUUUGAUUACAUCAUCACAGAACGUUCACGACCGUUUUCGUUGCUGGAUAACUACAGAGCCCCACCCCAAGUUCCCCAUAGCUCUGUUACAGAUAAGCACCAAGUUCACCUUCGAUCCACCAAUGGGCGUACGAGCGGGACUUCUUCGCACCUACACUAUGAUUGGUCAAGAGGGCGAAGACCAAUUGGAAGCAAGUAGUGCCCCACAAUGGAAGCCAUUGCUAUACGCCGUAGCCUUCUUACACACCAUCGUACAGGAACGUCGAAAAUUCGGACCGAUUGGCUGGAACAUUCCAUAUGAAUUUAACCAGGCUGACUUUACUUCAACUGUCCAGUUCAUUCAGAACCACCUGGACGACAUGGAUCCACAUAAGGGCAUUUCCUGGCCGACGGUGCGCUACAUGAUCGGCGAAGUGCAGUACGGAGGUCGAGUGACGGACGACUACGAUAAAAGACUACUCAACGCCUAUGCUCAGGUCUGGUUCACUGACCAACUAUUUGAGGACACUUUUGAGUUCUACACGGGCUAUGGCAUCCCAAAGAGCCGAACUGUUGACGAAUACCAGGCCCGUAUAUCGGAGCUGCCAACAACCGAUUCGCCCGAGUGCUUCGGUCUGCAUUCCAACGCCGACAUAACAUAUCAGACGAACAAUGCCUCGGCAGUCUUACUGAUGAUCUCCAACAUCCAGCCAAAGGACUCAUCUGUCGGGGGCACGGAGACGCGUGAGUCUCUCGUCAAAAAGAUGGCCGAGGAGAUGCUCUCCAAGGUGCCACCCGACUACAACCCUUUUGAGGUAAGUGCCGCGUCGUCAUUGCAGUCUUGUGUGGGUCUGCCGAUCGGGGCUGAAGAAGGGAUGGUGACCGUCAGACUAUUCUCCAGAGCCAACCGCAGCAUGGUUAAGGAACUAUUGCAGCAGCUAGAUCACCUGAAACCACUGCACAUAUUUCUCCGACAUGAAAUCGACCGCAUUCAGCGCGUCAUCAGUGUGGUGCGAGUUACUCUGAGUGACUUGAAGGUGGCGAUCGAUGGAACCAUCAUAAUGUCGGAGAGCCUUCGUGACGCCCUCGACAAUAUGUACGAUGCUCACAUUCCCGCUCUGUGGAGGAAGGUGUCAUGGGAUUCGGCAACUCUGGGAUUUUGGUUUACUGAUCUGCUGGACAGGAAUGCGCAACUGCGUAAUUGGCUGUUCCAUGGACGACCCAAGUCAUAUUGGCUAACUGGCUUCUUUAACCCUCAGGGCUUCUUGACGGCCAUGAGGCAGGAAAUUGCUCGAGCCAAUAAGUUUGCUCUCGACGUUGCCGCGUUGACCAAUGAAGUAACUAGGAUGUCCCAAGAAGAAGUUUCUCGUGCACCCAGCGAAGGCGUGUAUAUCUUCGGACUCUACCUGGAUGGUGCUGGAUGGGACAGGAAGGCGGCUCGACUAAUGGAACCGCCAUCCAAGUUACUCUACACCUCACUUCCAGUUGUUCACCUCUCAGCCUACUGCACCGCGGGUCAGACGUCUCAAUCCGCGGCGACAACAGCAUUCACUUACAGCUGUCCGGUGUACAAGAAGCCCGCACGAACGGACCUCAAUUUCAUUUUCCCCUUGCAACUGAGAACGAAUCGAGAUCCUAGCUACUGGAUUCUCCGCGGUGUUGCCCUUUUAUGUGACAUUAAGUGA
Molecule: messenger RNA, 13914 nt
Organism: Mesocestoides corti
Lineage: Eukaryota; Metazoa; Platyhelminthes; Cestoda; Cyclophyllidea; Mesocestoididae
Source: the annotation of a GenBank genome assembly